Mercenaria mercenaria is the source of this 2167-nucleotide messenger RNA. RefSeq lists its product as uncharacterized. Bases 161 to 766 code for a protein of 201 amino acids. Lineage: Eukaryota; Metazoa; Mollusca; Bivalvia; Venerida; Veneridae. The transcript has 4 exons. The record is from RefSeq and is a predicted model, not a curated record.
GGGCUCAACCAAUAAUAUGCGUGUUCUUCAGCGGUACGUAAACCCGCGCGCGUAGUGGAAACUGGUAUAUUGAUUUCAAUUCUGAGAAUACAUGUAAACAACACGUUCGCAUGGGAGUAAAACAUUUACUGUUUAUGAAAAGUACCGAACGGAAAUAAAAAUGGCAGGCACGGGAAAGGUAGUUGAAUCCGUGAAGGAUGGUAUUACUGUUGUUAUUGCAAUGGAUGGAAGCGAAUACUCAGAUUAUGCAUUGCAAUUUUACAAAGAUUGUCUCCACCGACCAGGAAAUAAGGUCUUGAUUGCGCACAAUGUAGAAUACAAAAUCGUCUCACAUCCGGCUGUGGCAGUGAUGACUGGGGGCAUUGAUUCAACACUAGUCACAAAAGAAAUCCAACAGGCUGAAUCAAGGGCAGCUGGCUUUAUUGAAAAGCUAAAAGAAAGAAUGAAAGAAUUACAAAUUGAGGGACGUGUUGAGACAGUUCAUGGUGAACCUGGUCCUUCUGUUGUCACCUUUACAACUGAUAAUAAAGCGGAUUACAUUGUCGUUGGCUGUCGCGGCAAAGGAGUACUGCGGAAAACUUUUACCGGAAGUGUAACUGAUUACAUCACUCAUCAUUCCCAUGUUCCCGUGGUUGUUGCCAGGAAUAUCGACCACAUGGAGAAACUUCACCUCCACAUGCCCUCUUUGAAGAUUUUCAAGAAGGGGGAUGGCCCAGGGUCUCCGACAUCUCCAAAAUCAGCAGAGUCUUCAAAUGGGUCUAAAUAAAAACAACGCAGUUUUGCACAUAGAGUGAAGCAUUUUACUUCGUAUGUGUUUUCAUUGUGUUUGGAAGAAAAACUGUUUGGUAAAUGUUGCACCAGGGAGAGUAACAUUGCUGUCGAUAAAACAAAUCUGAAAGUAGCAUAAGGUAUGGUUAUUGGUGCUUUUAUAGAUAGAACUCUGAGUUGCUCUUUUUUUCGUACAGGUAUGUUCAAUUUACUUGAGGAUUAAGAAUAUUGUAAAUAUCUAACGAAGCUACAUAAAUUCUAAUUUUUCCACUACUAGUAGUUGUUUUACAUUUGGACUGUUGCAAUGUUAUAUUGUAUGGUAUAGCAGAUAGUGAAAUCUGAACAAAGUAGAAAAUCUAUAUCGAGGGCUUGGCGCAAAACUAUUGUAUCUUGUUCUUUAUUUAUAUACACUUACAAUAGUUUUGCACCAAGCCCUCGAUAUGUACAAAACCUUUUUGAACCGUAGGAAAUUUGACAGUUCUAAGCAGGCCCUUUACGACCUACAUUAGUUAUAUGUCAAAGCCAGCAUCAGAUUGAAAUUGCUAGCUCUCAUGUAUAACUGCUUAGUUGGAAAUGCAUCAGUCUAUUUGCCUAACUUAUUAUUUCAAUACUGUCCCAACAGACAUGGCUUGAGGUCUUCGGAUACUGUACAGGGGUACUGUGUUGGUCCGUUCAAUAACUUUGAAGACAUCAGCAGGCUUUAGUACUGUUGGUCCGGGACUAUAUAUGGAACGGUAUACCUUUGAUUAUUACAUACCCAUUUAAAAACUCCAUUAAGUUUCAGUGGAGCCUGAAAUGUCAGUAUUUUUCCAUAUUGACGUUCAAAUUUCAUAUCGGGUGUACGACGUCAUCUGUUACGUCAAUUUCAUGUAUGCCGUCACGUUUAAAACUUCUUUAACGGCUAUAUUUUCCAUUUUACUCAGGUUUAAUAACAAAAUUGAAUCACUGAAAUAAAAAUUUUAAGUGUAUAUGGCACUAUAUGCGUAUGUAAUAAAAAGAUUAUUAGAUUUGCGUCGAGAAGUAUGCACUCGUUCUUUCGCGGAAUAAUAUUGCGCUCCUAAAGUCGCGCAAUAUAUCUGCUGUAGAACCCGUGCAUAUUUCUCGAUACAAAUCUAAUAACCUACAAGUAUCAAGCAGUCUAUAUUAGGCGGUGCUAUAUUUUAUGCUUUUCCUAUUAUAAUGUUAAUUUGGAUCUAUGUACUCUUAUAUCUCUUAAAAUCAAAUAUAUUUCAAAAUAUAGUCUCCUCAUUCGCAAAACAACUUAUUUGGCGGGGGAUAAAAAUUCAAUGAAUAUGUUUGUUUUCUAUGAAGAUCAUUACUUACGACAUUUAAAUACUUUUCAUAAUUGUACAAAGUCUUAAUUAAACCUUUUAUAAUAAAUAAAGAACAGUGUAGUGUU